AUGGGACUGCCAGGAGGCAAUCCUCGAGUCCCUCCUAGCCAAGGCCAGCGACCGCCUUCUUCCGGCUCAUACCAGCCCUAUGGAGGUGCACCGCAGGCAGGAUACGGCGGACCUAGCUCACCAGGCAGGUCGCGAUUUAGCGAGAAGGGGCCGUCUGGCGGCGGCCGAGUAGUCCAAUUGCAGGUCGAGAAGGUUGCGGACAAGACUCUGCAAUCGAGACUUAUCUACGGAAACGUUUGUGCUGUGUCUGCCGAAGACUUCCCUCCCCGACCUGACCGCUCCGAUUAUUAUAUCCUCCUCCGCGCGGGCCAGCCUCCUGGGGAGUUCGUUGUUACCGCCACGCCUAUCCCUGGAUUUCCGCGAGGCUGCAUCAGCUUAUCCGACCCCCAGCGUACAUGGUGUGGCGUUGCUAUGAGAGACGUCUUCACCGGCGAGGUCUAUGAUCCUUUCGCGUCUGGCGGCAAGGCAUACCUGGGCUCUCUAGAUUUAGAGAUUGGGUUCGCUUCCCCAACGAAGAAGACCGAAGUUCCAUACGAUGAAGACGAAUUAAGCAAAAUCUUUCUCAAUACUUUCCAAAAUCAGAUCCUUGCUCCUGGGCAGAGAAUCCUAAUGGAUGUUCGAAACAUCCCGCUCAUGAUCGUUGUCAAAACUGUUGGAUUGGUCGACUUGUCCACAGCAGAUGACGCAGGCAGACAGGUUCAGCGGGAAUCUCACGCCAGAGGAAUUCUGACCAACCAGACCCGGGUUUUAUUCCACCGGGAUGCAAAGGGAGAAUUUAACCUCAAACCAUCGGCCACGAAGCCAAACUCCAAUGCCAUCUUGGCACCGGAUUUCAAAUUCGAGGACAUGGGAAUUGGUGGCCUGGGAGAUGAGUUUUCUACCAUUUUCCGUCGUGCAUUUGCAUCUCGUGUUUUCCCGCCUGGCUUGGUUGCCAAAAUGGGCAUCCCACACGUCAGGGGAAUGCUUCUUUACGGUCCUCCCGGAACGGGAAAGACGUUGAUCGCGAGACAGAUUGGUCACAUGCUCAACGCCAGACCGCCAAAGGUCAUCAACGGUCCUGAGGUAUUGAAUAAAUAUGUCGGUCAGUCCGAAGAGAAUAUUCGCAAACUCUUUGCAGAUGCCGAAAAAGAGUACAAAGAAAAAGGAGAUGAGAGUGGCCUUCAUAUCAUCAUCUUCGAUGAGUUGGAUGCUGUCUGCAAGCAGCGUGGAUCUGGAGCCGGCGGCGGUACUGGUGUUGGUGACAGUGUUGUCAACCAGCUUCUUUCGAAGCUGGAUGGUGUUGACCAAUUGAACAACAUUCUUUUGAUCGGAAUGACGAAUCGAAAGGAUAUGAUCGACGAUGCCCUUUUACGACCUGGCCGUCUAGAGGUUCAUCUCGAAAUUUCUCUCCCUGAUGAGGAAGGACGACUGGAAAUCCUCAAGAUUCACACCUCAAAAAUGAGCACCAACGGUAUCUUGGACCCGAACGUCAACUUUGAGGAGCUGGCAGCGCUUACCAAGAACUAUUCCGGUGCUGAAAUCAACGGUCUUGUGAAAGCAGCAGCCUCCUUUGCCUUCUCACGACAUACAGAAGUGGGACAGCUUGCGGCAGUGAAGAACGACGUUGCGAACAUGAGGGUAAACCGUGAUGACUUUAUGAAUGCCUUGACGGAGGUUCGUCCCGCCUACGGAGUGUCCGAGGCUGAACUUGAAGAGGCGGUUAGAUUGGGCGUGAUUCCUUAUGGUCCGCAUAUCGAACCUACUAUUCAGGAGAUGAUGCGCGUUGUGGGUAUGAUCAAAGAGGACCCCAAUAAAUUUAGCACUUCCGUGCUUUUCCAUGGUCCAAGAUCUUCCGGAAAGACAGCUUUGGCAGCGCAUAUUGCUAUGCAAUCGGGAUUCCCCUUUGUCAAGCUGGUGACGCCGGCUGACCUAGUGGGCUACCGAGACGAAUUUGCCAAGAAGGACUACGUUCACAAGGCGUUUGCGGAUGCCUACAAAUCACCCUCCAGUAUUCUCAUCCUUGACGAUUUUGAGCGGUUGAUUGGCUGGAACCCGAUUGGACCGCGAUUUUCCAAUGUCAUGCUCGAGGCCCUGACUACACUCAUCGUGUCAAAGCCUCCCAAGGGACAUCGACUUCUUAUUUUCGUAACAACAUCAAAGGCUUCGGUGCUCAAGAUGCUCGAAGUUGAUCAAGAUUUCGCCAAAAAGGUUGCUGUACCAGCAGUUUCAAAUCUACGCGAACUGGCUGUUGUCCUUCACGAAUCCAGAGUUUUGAGCUCAGCGGAUGUCAACCAAACCAUAAAUAUCAUCCAAGAGCGUACAGGAUCAGAGUCGGUGGCUGUUGGAGUCAAGACUGUUCUAGACUGCAUCUUCGAAGCCAGAGCUGGAAGUGGCACCAGCAACGUAGUGGAAACACUAUCAGAUCUUUUGGUUGAGAAUAUACAAGAGAUGAGACUUUAG
This is a messenger RNA of Trichoderma asperellum CBS 433.97, 2439 nucleotides long. RefSeq lists its product as uncharacterized. Gene Ontology annotation, cellular component: Golgi stack. Gene Ontology annotation, molecular function: ATP binding; ATP hydrolysis activity. Gene Ontology annotation, biological process: Golgi to plasma membrane protein transport; SNARE complex disassembly; intra-Golgi vesicle-mediated transport. NCBI's taxonomy places the organism in Eukaryota, Fungi, Ascomycota, Sordariomycetes, Hypocreales, Hypocreaceae. The record is from RefSeq and is a predicted model, not a curated record.